Molecule: messenger RNA, 755 nt
Organism: Pieris brassicae (large cabbage white)
Lineage: Eukaryota; Metazoa; Arthropoda; Insecta; Lepidoptera; Pieridae
Product: cytochrome P450 4A14-like
Exons: 5
Coding region: 108-755 (215 amino acids)
Molecular function (GO): iron ion binding; heme binding; oxidoreductase activity, acting on paired donors, with incorporation or reduction of molecular oxygen
Source: RefSeq, a predicted model, not a curated record
UUAAACAAAAACGCGAUGCUUUUCACAAUAUUAAAGACAAGGAUAAAAGGGAAAAGCGAACAGAAUACGGGCAAGGUGAGGACACAAAAAGUUUCUUAGACCUUAUAAUGUUAUCUGAACAAGAAAAUAGACUGAGUGAUGAGGAACUGAGGGAGGAGAUCCUGGUGAUGAUGUUAGCUGGCACAGACACCUCCGCAGUUUCUAUUGGCUACACGCUGUUGUUAUUGGCCAAAUAUCCUGAAAUACAAGAAAGGGCUUAUAAUGAAAUCGUCAAACAUUUAGGCAACACUGACCGUCUUUUGCAGUCAGAAGAUGUUAUGGCAUUCGAAUAUUUAAAUAACGUUGUGAAAGAAUCCCUUCGCCUCUUUCCACCAGUACCGCUUUUAGUAAGAAAUUCUGGGGAUGCAGAAACAACUUUGCCCUCAGGACCAACUCUGCCGAGUAGAACCACCGUUUUUAUUUCAGUUUGGGGCAUGCACCGUGAUCCAAAGUACUGGGGACCGAACGCAGAAUGCUUUGAUCCAGACAGGUUUUGUGAUAAAGAGUUGAACGUUCUGUCAUUUAGUUUGGGACGACGGAACUGUAUUGGUUACAAGUACGCGAUGCAGUCUGUGAAAAUAGCAGUAGCAUCGAUAUUACGUCAUUACAAGGUAGUAGGAGUACCAGAGGCGAUACCAGUACCAACCAUAGACAGUACAUACUCCAUAAUGUUGAGAUCUAUGGACGACUUUAAGAUAUCAUUGGAGAAACGAUAA